AUGAGUCUUACUGCCAAGGACAAGGAGGUCGUCAAAGGCUUCUGGGCCAAAAUCGCCCCGAAAAUAGAGGACAUCGGUGAAGAUGCUCUGUCUAGGAUGCUGGUUGGCUACCCCCAGACCAAGACCUACUUCUCCCACUGGAAGGACUUGAGCCCCGGCUCUGCCGAAGUGAGGAAGCACGGAAAGGUCGUGUUGUCUGGCGUGGGCGAAGCUGUAAAAACUAUCGAUGACCUGACCAAUGGGCUGCUCAGACUCAGCGAGCUGCACGCUUUCCAGCUGCGCGUGGACCCAGCCAACUUCAAGAUCCUGUCCCACUGUUUGCUUGUGGUUCUGGCCAUCAAAUUCCCCGAUGACUUCACUCCUGAGGUCCACGUGUCUAUGGACAAGUUCCUCGGUGCUGUGGCCCUCGCGCUCUCUGAGAAAUACAGAUGA
Messenger RNA from Electrophorus electricus (electric eel), 432 nucleotides. The record is from RefSeq and is a predicted model, not a curated record. NCBI's taxonomy places the organism in Eukaryota, Metazoa, Chordata, Actinopteri, Gymnotiformes, Gymnotidae.